AUGGCUCUUGAAUACGAUCGCAGUUGGAUGUGGCAUCCAGAUGCCUCUGACAAUUCCGCGAAUUCUGCAGGUCAAUUUGUUCAUUUCCGAAAGAAGAUCACCGUGACAGAUGAGCUACCACAAACGUUGAUGGUGAACAUUACUGCUGAUACACGAUAUAAGCUGUAUGUCAACAAACAACAAGUCUCUUUUGGACCAGUCAAGGGUGACGCACACCUAUGGUUUUUCGACCAGAUCAACAUUGCGCCAUUCCUACAUCCCGGGGAGAAUCACGUCAACGUUCGAGUACUACGACUCUAUUUCGCGACAACAUACUCCCCAUCAUUCCCGAGGUUGCCUUUCGGAGGUCUACGAAUCUGGCUGCCCGACGACACCGAAGAUGUCUGGUGGCGAGAACAGUUACAAAGCAGUUCUACGUGGGAAACAGCAAUUGAUCACAACACAGUACUCCGUGUGGACGACCCGGAGGACUUUUUCUUGCAUCUGUACGAGAAGACGGAGAGAUCAGGCACGGAACUGACCUGGGACGCAGCAAUUCUGCACGAAUUCAAGAAUUCCACAGGCAACUCUCCUCCAUGGAACCUCUCCCCUCGCCAAAUACCGCCGUUGAAGCUCACAAAGCUAGUCUUUGCUGGCGUUCACAACGUUCAGAGCAUUUUACCCAAGGAAACAUGGGAGUCCGUGUUUGUUGGAUACAAGACGCCACCCCCAGCACCGAUCACUCUCAGUGCUGGAACACGGCACCGGAUUGAUCUUGAGGUCACCAACCAUACGACUGCAUUUCUCCAGCUAUGUUGCCAAAGGCCACUCAGCGCCGGUAGUGUGUUAACGGUGACUUACUCGGAGAGCUACGAGGAUCCAUCGCCUGAUUCGCCAUGGGUGAGAGCCAAGAAGGAUCGAUGCGAUUAUUCUCGCUCACUGAUCGGGCCCAAAGACAUAUACUUCUUCCAAGGAAAAGACUCCAUCUCUCUGGUUGAAGGGCAGGGAACAGACAUGCGUUGGGAGGUCUUCGCGCCUUUCCAUUUUCGCACCUUUCGCUUUCUGAACCUCGAUUUCGAAGUCGGGCCUGAUGACCUCACAAUCGAGGGCGUGGACCUACAGGGAGUUGCAUACCCCUUGGAUGUGCGCGCCAGUUUCAAAGCGUCGCAGUUCCUGGAUGGACCGAUUUUCCAUCUCCCAGAAAGGUUGCUUGAGGUCAGCACCCGCACGCUCAUAAAUUGCAUGCACGACUGCUACGAGGACUGCCCAUUCUACGAGCAGCUGCAGUACGCAAUGGACACUCGAAGCUCCGCACUGUUCACGUACAACCUCGCUGGCGACGACCGGAUAGCUCGUCAGGCGAUUGUGCAAUUACACAACUCUUUCAAUCCGCAGAUUGGCCUUACUACCAGUCGUGCUCCUUCUCACCGACCCCAGUAUAUACCCAAUUUCUCACUGUAUUGGGUUCUUAUGGUCUGCGAUCACUUCACGUAUUUCGGAGACGUCAAGUUCACUACUCGAUUUCUACCGGUUGUUGACGCCGUUCUGGCGUACUUCGAAUCCCGAGUAGAUGAAAGGGGGCUCGUUACUCUGGAGGUCCGCCCUGGCAUCUGGAACUUUGUUGAUUGGGAGACGGAGUGGAAGCCGCAUGGAAUUCCCCCCUGCACCGAGAAGGCUGGAGUAUCGACCUUUGGAAAUCACCUCUACUCGUACGCUUUAGCCAACGCGAGCCGACUGGUAGGCACGCUGGGGCGACAGGGUAUAGCGCACGAGUAUCAGUCUCGUGCACAGAAGGUCAACACUGCUACACGUGCUCUGUGUAUGAGUGAUGGCAUGUUCUGUGACACAGUUGCAAGCAAGUCCAGCUCAUCUGAUCGUAGCAUUCACUGCCAGAUAUUGGGGGUUUUGAGCCGGGCUGUUUCGGGAGAGAACGCCAGUCAGCUGUUGAGGAGGUGCCUUGCGGAGGAUGCCGGCCUGGUUCGACCCUCAGUCUCGAUGUCCUUUUACACCAUGCGAGCGCUGAGUGCCUUGAGCGGCGACCUUUACAACGAACACUUUCAUCAAUUCUGGGCACCAUGGAAACGGCAGCUCGAACAGAACCUCACGACUUGGGCUGAAGAUGAUGUGUCUCAGAGGUCCGAUUGCCAUGCCUGGGGAAGUGUGCCAGUAUACGAGUUCUUCUCCGAGGUCGUCGGGUUGAAGCCGAAGGCACCGAUGUGGGCCGAGAUCGACUUUUGCCCGAGGAUUGGGUUGUAUCCUUGCGUUCGGGCAAAGAUUCCUUUGUGCUUGACGAAGGAUGGUCUACAGGGCCUGGCUUGCGUUUCAUGGACCACGCAGUUGUCGGGGGAUAUUGAGAUCCGCUUCAAGAUUGACCUUAACACGGCGCAGGAGUUCAUUUUACACGCUUCACUGCCAGGGCAAUAUCACACACUUCGUGUCAGGAAUCAGGAGAAUGUCUUCGUUGUAAGGGCAGAUAGUUUCAAGAGACAUUACGAUGAGAAUACAUGGGAGGGCUGA
This is a messenger RNA of Clonostachys solani, 2496 nucleotides long. NCBI's taxonomy places the organism in Eukaryota, Fungi, Ascomycota, Sordariomycetes, Hypocreales, Bionectriaceae. The record is from the annotation of a GenBank genome assembly.